Prorocentrum cordatum is the source of this 6834-nucleotide messenger RNA. The record is from the annotation of a GenBank genome assembly. Lineage: Eukaryota; Dinophyceae; Prorocentrales; Prorocentraceae.
AUGGCUCAGUGGGGCAACGCGUGGGGCGGAGCUGGCGAUUGGGGCAAGGGCGGAUGGGCAGAGGGAGCAUGGGGCCAAGGCAAAGGAUCCGGAUACACUUGGGGCAAGAGCAAAGGCAAGGGCAAGGGCUGGAAGUCCAAGAACCAGGACGACGGCGACAUGUGGGAGCAGAACACGGCGGACCAUACAGGUCGCAUAUGGCGUCGCUACCAGUUGCCUUGCGCUCUGCUCCGCGCGUCGGUUGACCCAAAAUCUGGGUCGUGCUUCGUGGCAGAGAACAAGAAGCAGCGCAAGAGCGACAUGAAGAUGCUCGACGAUGAGAACAUGCUGAAGUUAUUGACCCCGAGCAAUGCCCAUUUGCUUCGCCGCGUCGGCACUGGGCUUUCCGAGGCCGCGGGCAACAUUGAGGCCCUGAUCAAGGUCGCCCAGUGCACGGAGAAUAGAGCGUUGGUGGCGAUGAUGAAGGCCAUUGACGAUGCGGGGGAUGAGUUGCAGGAAGCCUUGGCCGCGAUCAACAGCUUCGGCAAGGCGAAGCUCACUGCAGAGGACUACUCGAAGGCUUUCGAUACCGUGGCGACGUUCAUCAAGGAGAACGAGGAGGCAUUGGAGAAGGGCUCCAUCGCCGGCAUGGUCAUGCACGGACGAGGCUAUCUGGGAGCCUGUGCUCUCCGCCAGUUGAUCGUGUGCGUGAAGCACCCGGAGUGGUGGUCGAACCAUAUCCCCGAGUCGUUGUCGGCUUCGAAGACCGUGGCGCAGUGGAAAAAGAAACCCAAAGACAUGAAGCGCAUGAAUGCGGCGAUGGGAGCUUUCAUGGAGAAGAAGGCCGAAGCAGACGACGAGCAUCGGAAUAAGGGGAAGGACGACUACGAGGCCUUGAUGCAGGGCGGCGGCAAAAAGAAGCGCAAGGAGGAGUCGUCGGAGGAGUCCUCGGAGACGUCCUCGAAGAAGCGCAAGAAGAAGAGCAAGAAGGCCAAGAAGGACAAGAAGAAAAAGAAGAGCUCACAAGAAAAAAAGAAGACGAAGAAGCAGGGCAACUCCUCGGACGAUAGCGCCAAAGAGAAGAAGGAGAAGAAGUCCAAGAAGGCCGACGUGGACAAGAAUGGCGAGCAGCCGGCGAAGCGCAACGCGGAGGAGAAGGCGCAGCGCGAGGCAGACAAGAAGGCGAAGCGCGAGACGGAGGAGAAGGCCAAGCGCGAGGCGCAGGAGAAGGCGAAGAGCGAGGCGGAGAAGAAGAAGACGCCGAUGGAGAAGUGGGGCGUCGACUCGGUCAGACAGUUCAAGGACAAGAUCGAGGCGUAUGACAAGCAGCGAGGGACAGAGGACUUCAUCGCGAUGAUCGAAGCGCCUCCAAUGGACCUGUUGCUGAAAUUCUGCUCGGCCUUGGGCGAACUGCCGAUCGGCCAGGACACGUGCGCCUCGAUGGCCGAGGCAAAGCUGGAGGACAAGGGGUGGGAGAAGCACGUGCGCGGCCAGCUUGGCAAGCUCUGCGAGGUGGCGUGGCAGGAGCUGAAGGAGCAGCGGCAGCGCGGCCAGCGGCCCCCGAGUGGCACACGCUUCGACAGGGACCGCUUUCUGGCGAUCGAGGUUUCCACAGCGGAGGGCGCUACCAGCAUGGCGCCGAAGGCUCAGACGUUCUUUCUCUCGGACGUUGUGGCCAUGUGCAGACGCGGGAUCCCGGAGAACCUCAUCCGCGACGACUUGAAGGCACGUGGUUGCUCGAAGUCGCGCGUGUCCCAGCUCAUACGGGACGCUCGCUUGGCUGGCGCGUUGCCGGUCGCGUCGCCUACCAAGAGCAGGGGCGCGGCCGCCGCAGCGCCACCGGCGAGGGAGCAAGAGCAGCAGGUCGCGGAGGACAGAGCGGCGGAGGACGCGGGCGCGCUGCCGCCGCGUGGCCGGGGCACAGGCGCGGCCUCCAGCGCCCAAUCACCGGCAGGCGCCGCGCAGAUCGGCUUCGGGGACAUGGCGGUGGAGAUGGACAAGGACGACGAGGGGAUCUGCUCUGGCACGGCGACCCCGGUUCUGAACGACGGCGGCUCCGAGGAGUUCGACGACGAUGUGAUGUUCUUGGGGGGCGGCACCGCGACGCCGAUCCUAGUCGACGACGCCGACGAUGCCUCGGCGGAGGGGAGCGCAGACGAGGAGAUUCCGGACGCGGUGAUGUUGCACGACUUCGCGGUUGCGGCGCAGAACCAUUGCAUCGUGGAGAGCGGGGUCGAGAAGUUCUUCAACGUGGAGCCCGACGUGGACGAGGGCGACGGCUCCGAGGGCGCCGAGAACGACAGCGACGUGGACGAGCAUGGCAACGUAGAGGGGCUGAUCAAUGACAACGACGGCGUUGAGAAGCGGGAGGUCACCGACGUGCUCAUGGCGGAGAAGAGCGACGCGGGUUGUGCUGGGGCGGAGGAAGCACCGCGGCCGCCAGAGCCGCAUCCAGCAGAGCAGGUUCGGCGGCGCAUCACAGGCAAGCGGGCUCUCCAGGUUGUGCAGGAGCAGGGGCCGCUCCUGGCUCAUGCCCGCGUUGCAGUGGCGGCCCCCAUGAAGCGGCCGGCGAGGAAGCGGUUUCAGUGCCACGUGUGCCCGUUCCCUACAUGCAUGUUUUCGAUGGUCGCACCAGGCGCGGCGGCGCGGACGAACAAGAGAGAGCCGUGUGCGUUCUGCUCUCCGGAGAAAAUGAGGAAGGCUUUGUCGGAGCCGCGCGGACGCGGCAUCGUCACCCGAUCCCUGCGGGCUUUUCUGCGAGCGGAUCGCCGGGAUGUGUUCGACGCGGCGCUGCAGCGGUUGCCCAGCGACGAGGAGAGGGACAAGUUCAGGAAGGCUUUGAGGCGCAAGACGCGGAACAAGGAUGCCGCUGCGCAGAGCAGCAGGGAGAAUAUGCGGAGACUUCAGUCUCUCAUGGAUAACCGCGUCGCAGUGACUCCAGCGCUCACAGACGAGCAGCGGGCUGACUACGAGGAGAACGUCAAGGACGACAAGAGGCGGUUCAAGAACAAGUUCAAAGCUGUGCAGCAGGCGCGGGACCGGGAGGACGACUCGUGGCGCUCGGAGGCGGCUGUGAAGCUGGAGCAGUGGUGCCGGGAAGGAGCGUGGGUGCAGUGCGAACAGUGCAAGCGCAUGGAAAAGCGGCCUCUACGACCCGCGAACAUAGAGGGCCAGACGCGCACUUGGACGACGAAGAAAUACAAGCACUGCAAAACGGGCGUGGGGUACCCGACUGUCUCCUUGGAGGACAUCCCGACGGUGCUCCGCCAGCUGCCGGAAGAUGUUUUGUGGGCUUUGCGGCCCCUGGAGCCUUUCUGCGGCGAGUACGUCCGGGCCCAGCAUGGGUAUCGAGUGCACACGGACAUGAUUCGAUUCUGGUGGCGUCCUGUCUCCGUGUCCCAGCAGAUUAACCAGCUGAAGCACUCGGAGCAGCGCCGACGUGCCCGCGAGGCGUAUGAGUUCCUCAUGGCGUCCCAGCAGUCCUCCUACAAGAAGUUCACAGAGAUGCACGCUGCUUUCCGCCGGAAGCACGCGGAGGUACUCACGGGCGCAGCGGGCGACAUGCGAUUGCAGCUACCCCGAAGAGGAAUGGAAGAGGAGGGCAUCGAGUGCGCUGUUUGGCCGCACCUGUAUCCUCGGACCAACAUGUGCGAGACGCACGUCCGCUUGUCGGACUCUCGCAGGAAGGACGCGAGGAAGCGGAAGAAGGAAAGCUUCACGGACUCAAGCGACAGGGAGAGCGAUUCAGAGAAGGAUUCCAAUGACGGAGCGGGCGACGGGCCGCGCGAUCCUAGUGAUUUUGCCAAGAGCAACAGGAACUCGGCGAAGGCGUCGUUCCUGGCGAAGGUGCUCGGCCCCGUCAUCGGCUACGGGUCGGACAUGGAGCUCGUGCAGUUCGUGUACGAUCUUUGGCUGUGGUCCUCGCUUGGCAGCAAGCGGAACGCACUUUCGGGGCAGAUGCCGAUGCGCCUGGCCGUGGGGGGGCACAGCUUCACUCCAGAGUACUGGAAAGUCCGACAUGAUGCUCUCAUCGACGCAGUGAAGCAAUUGGGGCUGCCUUCGCUGUUCAUCACCGUAUCGCCGUAUGAGUGGUCGUUUCCUUGCGCGAAUUGGGUGGAGGACGAGAUGGCAAAAGAGCUGCGCUCGAAGACGCAUCUGCCAGUGGCGGAGACCUUGCAUAUUGCGCACGUCUUGGGGCAGGUCGUGGAGGGCUUCCUCACGGGCGCGAACAGCACCAGAGCGCUGAGGCGAUGGAAGCAGCACGUGUUCGGCCCGAAGGACGGCAGCGGGAAGAGCACGGUACGCGCACAUUUUGCCAGAGCGGAGUUCCAAGACGGCAAAAGGAAACGGUACGUUGGUGAGCACGAGGCGGCUGCCCAAUUUUAUCACGGGCGCGGCACUGUGCACAUCCACCUACUCGUCUGGCUGGAAGACGAGCCGCGCAUCGAGCUGGAGAAGAUCAUUGCCGCCACGUCCCCGGACGACAAUCCGCAGGUGAAGGCGCUGGUGGAGGGCUCCCAGAGAUCAUGCACUGGGAGCGGGUGGCCUGUGCGCGAUGAGGCGUCCUCCUACGACGCGGGGACAGGUGCGCUGCGUCUGCACCACUCCAAGUCGGACCACAUGCGGCGCAAUAAGAAGGGCGACCCAGAGGGUGUUCGCGCGUACGUCAUCGACGUGCUCACCGCCCUGUACUGCCACGUGGACGUCCUCAGCACUGACAAAGUGGGUAUGCUUUUGAGGUAUGUGACUUCGUACGUCCCGAAGUUCUCAGAUUCGUUCUGCGACGAGUGGUUGGCGGACCAGGCGAGCGACUACUCCAUCGCGCGCAGGGUGCUGACGGAUUACCACCCGCUGGAGCCGGAGAUGGUUCUGCAGCUGGCCAUGCAAUGGUUUCCGCAGACAUUCUCGAGCGGGUCCUUUCGAAAGUUCAUUGUUCCAGUGCCGUGGGAGAAGGCCGAGCUGCCCGCCAUAGUGCAGGAGUACAUGAAGUCGCCGUGGCGCGGCAGGGACAUGUCUCUCAUGGAGUACAUGCGGAAGGCGAACACGGACGGAAAGAUCCAGCAUUGGAUUCGGCGGGAGCACAAGAAGCACGUGGAGGAGAAGCCGGACGGCGCCCGAGGUCGCGUCGCCGACUUGGAGGAGUUCGCGCGCAAGGUAGUUUCCAAGGGAGACACGCUCAUCGCAGCCAGCUACCUGUCGCGGUACGGGGACAGGUAUUACGGCCAGUGGGUGCUGUUGCAUGUGCCGUUCUGCACGGUCGACGAUCUGUGGCGACCAGAGUUGGAGCGCGUGCCGGACCACUUGCGGAACCAGGCACUGGCGCUGCUUCACCGCCCUGACAUCUGGCGCAACGCGGAGAAGAUCCGGGAAACGUUGGAGUUGGAAGCCUUCCGCGAGCACCACAUUGCGAACAUUACUGCCAUGCUGCAGGCGCACGCAAGUCUCAUAGACAAGUACAUGUUCGGUGAAUUGUCGAGGGAGGAGUACGCGGUGGACCACUACGAGAAUGGCGUCGAGGGCGAUCGAGAGAUCUACGUGCCGACGAAGCAGCAGGAGAACGUCACGAACACCAUCGUGAACCGCGUCUGGGCGAACAUGGAGGCGAGGGCCGCCACGGAGGACGAGUGGCGCGGUGAAGGCCAGGCGGAGCACGUACCCAGCGACCAGGAGGACAUGGACUGGCAGCGCGGCGUGAAGGAGAUGGCGGCGUCCGUGAGCAGGUUUUGCCCAGAGCGCCGAGCAAUCGCUGUCCUGGGUCCUGCAGGCAGCGGGAAGACAACGGCAGUGGAGCACGCCGUGGAAGAGUGCGUUGCUCAUGGUGCACGUGUGCUCAUUGUGGCGCCUACGGGGCGACUGGCUGCGACGUACCGUGCCAAGUACCCGCACCUGGACGUGGACACCAUACACGGCGCUUUCAUGUUGUUCAAGCCCGAGCAGCAGACGCUGGAGCUUAUGAUUCCCUACGACUUAGUGAUUGUGGAGGAGGUGGGGCAGCUCUCGCGGUGGAUUUUCGAGAGGCUCAUCACGCUGUGGCGCGCCGCUCAGACGCACCCCACGCUCGUGUUUCUCGGAGAUUUCUUCCAGCUGCCUGGCGUGGAGCAGACAAGCGCACGCGACAGCCCACUGCGGCGCAGCGCCUGCAUGCAGAGGAUGAGCUUGUUCGAGAUGAUCCGCUGCAAGUGCAGUGUCCUGCGGAAGAAGUUAGAGAUGCUCCGGACGGCGAAGCCGAGCGCGGCCCAGAGGAGGUUCAUCCUGCGUGGUCACAAGGCGCCGACGGCAGCUUGGUACGAGGCGGAACAGGAGCCAUCGGUAGAGGACAUGAGCCGGGCGCUGGACGAGACUCCGAACACGUUGUUUUUGACGGUGACGAGACGGGCGUGCGCUCACGUCAAUUCCGCGGCCGUGCAGCACUUCUUCGCCGACGCGGCGCCUAUCGCGGCUUACGCUGGGGCGAAGAUGGUUGGCAGUGCAGCGUUGGAGACCUCUGUGUUCGAGAACAUGCGCGUCGUGUUGACGAAGAACCUGAACAAGGAGGCGGGCUACGUGAACGGCAUGGGCGGCGUCGUAGUGGGCUUGACCGGAGAUGCCGUGGUGGUCCGCACAGACCAGGGGCGUCUCAUCAGCGUGUAUCCGUGGACUUCGGAGAAGCACGUGGUGCACUAUCCCAUGCGGCUCGGGUACGCCACGACGCUGCACAAGGUCCAGGGAGCUACGCUGAACCACGUGACCUUGUGGCUCGACCUCGCGGGGAUGCCCGCCGCCGCGUACGUCGCGCUCUCGCGCGUGCGGCGGGGCGCAGAUUGGAGGAUCAUGGGGCAGACCACUGUGCACCAUUUCACGCCGGCGCAGGGGUGA